AUGUCAUUCAAUAACUGGCAGGGUAUUAGUUGUCUUACAUGUGAUCCAGUUGAUAGAAUAGGUUCAUGGGUGACAUCAAUAAGUCAAUGUUGCUACUUAUCAUCAGUUGCAUCAAUAUUUAAAACGAAUUAUUCAAAUUCUUUUAUAUCUUCUGAUUCAUUUGUAAAAGCCAUUUGUAAACCAAAUCGAUAUUUAAUGGUGAAAGAUCAAAAACAAACAAUGUAUUGUUAUAAUACGGCUUUUCAAGAACUUGAUAUAAUUUGUUUACUUGAAAAUUAUGAUAAAAACUAUUGUAAAUGUCAGUAA
Rotaria sp. Silwood2 is the source of this 306-nucleotide messenger RNA. NCBI's taxonomy places the organism in Eukaryota, Metazoa, Rotifera, Eurotatoria, Philodinida, Philodinidae. The record is from the annotation of a GenBank genome assembly.